AUGGUCGGCAACGGAUGCGUGGCCAUCGCAUGUGACAAGCGUCUGGGGUUGAACGGACAGCAUACUAUCAGCUCUAACUUCCCUAAGGCCUUCAAGAUCACGGAUUCCACCUACUUUGCCGCCUGCGGGCUCGCUACCGACGUUCAGACACUUAAGGGAGAAAUCGAGUUCAAGGCCAACAUGUACGAGCUGAACUGCAUGAAAAAGAUGGAGGUUAAAACGCUCGCUCACAUGGUGGGAUCGUUGCUGUACUCGCGGCGAUUCGGACCGUGGUUCGUCUCCAGCAUCAUUGCCGGGCUCGACAAGCACAACGCGCCAAAGCUCUACUGCUUUGACCUCAUCGGAGCGCCCUGCAAUGCGGACGACUUUGUGGUGGUAGGCACGUGUUCGGAGCAGCUGUACGGUAUCUGCGAGUCCCUCUACCGACCCAACAUGGAUCCGCCGGAGCUCUUCGAAACUAUUUCGCAGUGCCUCAUGGCCGCCAUCGAUCGCGACUGCCUCUCCGGUUGGGGAGCAGAGGUGCACCUCAUAACUCCGGAGAAGAUCACCGUCUCUACGCUGAAGACCAGGAUGGACUGA
Messenger RNA from Babesia bigemina, 579 nucleotides. RefSeq names its product proteasome A-type and B-type family protein, putative. Bases 1 to 579 code for a protein of 192 amino acids. The record is from RefSeq and is a predicted model, not a curated record. The transcript has 2 exons. Lineage: Eukaryota; Apicomplexa; Aconoidasida; Piroplasmida; Babesiidae. Gene Ontology annotation, biological process: proteasome-mediated ubiquitin-dependent protein catabolic process. Gene Ontology annotation, cellular component: proteasome core complex; proteasome core complex, beta-subunit complex.